This is a messenger RNA of Aureobasidium musti, 1476 nucleotides long. Lineage: Eukaryota; Fungi; Ascomycota; Dothideomycetes; Dothideales; Saccotheciaceae. The record is from the annotation of a GenBank genome assembly.
ACAUCUGUUUCGGGCGCCGCUCUGGCAGCGGCCUCGCUCUUCUCAUCCUUUGCCGCAGCAGUCCAGCCUCUUACUGUCGAUGGUGCCAACUUCAUCACCAAGUCGAGUGGAAACCGCUUUUCUAUUGUUGGUGUCGACUACCAGCCCGGCGGCUCAUCCGGCGUCACCGCCACAAGCGACCCUUUGAGCGACCCUCAGGCCUGCUUGAGAGAUGCAAUUCUUAUGCAGCGUCUCGGUGUCAACACCAUCAGAGUUUACAACUUGAUUGCCGACAUCAACCACGAUGAGUGCGCAUCCAUCUUCAACGCUGCUGGUAUCUACAUGAUCCUCGACGUAAACAACGGGUUCGACAACUCGUACCUCGACCGUUCCGCACCCUGGACGACUUAUACCAACGCAUACCUUACCCAUGUCUUCAGCAUCAUUGAGGCUUUCGCACCUUACCCUAACGUUCUAGGUUUCUUCUCUGGUAACGAAGUCAUCAACCAGGACAGUGCUGCUAAUGCUCCCGCCUACAUCCGCGCGGUCACUCGCGACAUGAAGGAUUACAUCGCCAAGAACGUCGACAGAGAUAUCAGUGUUGGGUACUCGGCUGCUGAUGUUGCUACCCUGCUUAGCGACACCUGGGAGUACCUUGGCUGUGAUUUGGCAAACUCAACAUCUUCCAAGAUCGAUUUCUUCGGUCUAAAUGACUAUGAGUGGUGUGGCGACAGUUCUUACAUGCAGUCUGGCUACAACAUGCUCGUUGAACAAUUCGGUAAUACCAGUAUCCCCGUCUUCUUCUCUGAAUACGGAUGCAACAAAGUCGAGCCUCGCACCUUCACCAACGUCCCUGUCCUUUACGGCGAACAGAUGAGCGUUUUGUCUGGUGGUCUGGUCUACGAAUACUCUGAAGGCUCCAACGACUAUGGUCUUGUCAACAUUACCAGUGCCGAUGAGAUUCAGCUCCGUCAGGACUACGGUUUCCUGGCCACUCAAUAUGCCAAGCUUGACGAGAGCCUCCUUACUUCUGCCAAUAGCACUGCCACUGGUCAGAAGCCUCCUACAUGUGACCCCGACCUCAUCACUGGUAGCGGCUUUAUCAACAGCUGGGAUCUCCCUGCUCGUCCCAGCGGUGUCGAUGCCUUGAUCAGCAGCGGUAUUGCCAGUGCAAACAAGGGCAAGACUGUUUCCGUUACCAGCACCGCUAUGCCUGCCACUGUCUACGACUACGACGGACAGCAGUUGAAUGGUCUCGAACUCACCGUUCUCGCUGAGCAAGACAGCAACCGUCCUGGUCUUGCUGGCAACUACACCCCUUCCACCCCUACUGGAACUGCCGCAGCCACAGGAAGCAGCAGCACCGGCGGUAGCUCCGGCAGCUUCUUCCACUGCUUCUCAAUCUGCUGCCACGAGCAGUGGCGCUGCAGCACCAUGGUUGUUUCCUCAGGUGCUGCAACCUUUGGUGCUCUCCUUGCCUCUCUCUUCUUCUUGUAA